This is a messenger RNA of Cladocopium goreaui, 403 nucleotides long. NCBI's taxonomy places the organism in Eukaryota, Dinophyceae, Suessiales, Symbiodiniaceae. The record is from the annotation of a GenBank genome assembly.
AGACACCUUGGCUCAGCUGCUGAGCACGUUGACAUCGCGACAUCGCGACAUCGCUGAAUCCCUGCCAUGGAUUCAGCCACGGCGGCGUCGGUGUACGGCAUGAGAUUCCCCGUCACCGCGCGCUCGGGGGAUGACCCGCGGCUCCUGGGAUGGAGGAUGGUUGAUGGCAAAAGCCAGGCGCUGCAGCAGCGACACCUGGCCGAACUGGAGGCCGAGGGCAGGAAGAUGAAGGAUCAACCGAAGGAGGACACGCCGGGAUCGGGGAUGCUGGCGGCCAUUGCGCACUUUGAUGCGUUGCAAGCAGCAAAGAAGCCUGCGGUAAUCAAGGCGGAGGUGGCGGAAUUUGAAGCGUCACCUGGGGCUGAAGUUGCCGAGGGCCCUCCUGAGCCAGUCGAGGCAGAGG